Molecule: messenger RNA, 2879 nt
Organism: Rubroshorea leprosula
Lineage: Eukaryota; Viridiplantae; Streptophyta; Magnoliopsida; Malvales; Dipterocarpaceae
Source: the annotation of a GenBank genome assembly
CCGUCUCUUCGCUUUCUCUUUCACUGUCCCCAACUCCCGACCGUGGCUCUGUCCCGUCUCCUUCUCCUUUUCUUUUUGAGAUUUUUUUGAAAACUAGUCGUCAUUUCAUUGGUCGGAAUCGGAAUCGAUCUUGGAGUCAGCUUGCGGCUAAAGUUCUCUGAUCUGAGACGAAUCAUUUCGCAUGCUUCUUGAAUUUCGGUGGAUUUUUGGAAAGCGAAAGCGAAAGCUACUUUUCGGCUGUUGCUGUUGAAAUCAGUUCCAGCUUAAUUUUCUGAUCGGAAAACGGAUCAUUUCGUGUUCUUCUUGAUCUUUAGUCGAAUGUUCGAAAAGCACACUUUGAACUUUGAACUGUUUAGUGUCUCAGAUUUAUCUGUUUGUGUUCCUGAUAUUUAGAUUUUUUGAAUCUUGAUGAGUUUCGAAGAACAUGAUUUUGUACUUCCUUUUGCAGAGUUUUGUGUAGAAUUUGAAGGUUGAAGUCUCUGAAGAGACAGUUUUCAGAUCCUAAAUCUGAAGUUUGGAGAUCGUUUUGAGCUUGCUGCGGAGCUCUUUGCCUAGACUGAACUGAAUCCUUUUGUUUUUCGUUAUCAACUUAUUUCGCCUGGUAGUGUUAAUCUACCAUGGCGAUUGACAUAAGCUCUCUUUUUGCAAAGGCCGGGGCCCUCUUAGCCUCUGAUCAUACUUCGGUAGUGUCCAUGAACUUGUUUGUUGCGCUUCUUUGUGCUUGUAUAGUGAUUGGUCAUCUCUUGGAGGAGAACCGAUGGAUAAAUGAGUCAAUUACAGCCCUCGCUAUUGGCUUGUGCACUGGAAUUGUAAUUUUGCUAACCACUGGAGGGAAAAGUUCUCAUUUAUUAGUAUUCAGUGAAGAACUGUUCUUUAUAUAUCUGCUUCCACCCAUCAUCUUCAAUGCAGGAGCUCUCUACCUGAGGUUAAGCCACGUCUUCUAAAGGGAGACCUCCAAGAAAAGUAACCUUCAAAUGUUGCCAAAUCUCAAGUUUGUGUUUUGAAUUAGCAUGAACUGAAUGGUAUUUUUUUUCAAGUUUUUGGAUGUGGGACUUUAUUUAUAUUUGCUUUUUCUUACUGUAUAUAUUUAGAUAAUGAAAUUAAAAUAUUGGAAGUAGACAGACAUUGAUCCUUGUUGAUGUUUCUGUCAAAGCAGAUUCCAGGUGAAGAAGAAGCAGUUUUUCCACAACUUUAUGACUAUCGUGCUGUUUGGUGCAGUUGGUACUCUAAUAUCCUUUAUCAUCAUCUCAUUAGGUGCUAUGCAAUUUUUCAAGAAAAUGAAUAUUGGUCCCCUGACAAUAGGGGAUUAUCUUGCAAUUGGGGCCAUCUUUUCUGCAACAGAUUCUGUUUGCACUCUGCAAGUGCUUAAUCAGGACGAGACACCCUUAUUAUACAGUUUGGUUUUUGGAGAAGGUGUUGUCAAUGAUGCCACGUCGGUGGUGCUUUUCAAUGCAAUCCAGAGCUUUGACCUCUCUCAUAUCAACUCAGGCAUUGCUUUGCAAUUAGUUGGAAACUUUUUGUACUUGUUCAUUUCAAGUACCAUGCUUGGCGUCUUGGCUGGACUGCUUAGUGCAUACAUCAUCAAAAAGCUCUAUUUUGGAAGGCACUCAACUGAUCGUGAGGUUGCCCUUAUGAUCCUGAUGGCCUAUUUCUCAUAUAUGCUGGCUGAGUUAUUCUAUUUGAGUGGCAUUCUCACUGUAUUCUUCUGUGGAAUAGUUAUGUCUCAUUACACAUGGCAUAACGUGACAGAAAGCUCAAGAGUGACAACUAAGCAUGCUUUUGCCACACUGUCAUUUGUGGCAGAGAUCUUUAUCUUCCUUUAUGUUGGCAUGGAUGCUUUAGACAUAGAGAAGUGGAGGGUUGUAAGUGAUAGCCUUGGAAAAUCAGUUGGCGUGAGUGCAGUUCUAUUAGGACUUAUUCUUCUUGGAAGAGCAGCCUUUGUCUUCCCCCUUUCCUUUUUAUCCAACUUGACCAAGAAAUCUUCAUACGAGAAAGUUGAUUGGAAGCAACAAGUUACCAUUUGGUGGGCUGGUCUUAUGCGUGGUGCUGUUUCUAUGGCACUUGCUUAUAAUCAGUUUACCAGCUCAGGUGGCUUUACUCAGUUGCGGGAGAAUGCCUUGAUGAUCACGAGCACCAUUACGGUGGUUCUUUUCAGCACAGUGGCUUUUGGGUUAAUGACUAAACCAUUAGUGAGAAUCCUGCUUCCUUCAUCAAAACAACUGACCAGAAUGAUUUCUUCGGAACCGUCCAGUCCUAAAUCACUUAUUCUGCCAUUUCUUAACAACGAGACAGAGAGCGAAACCAGCCAGCAAGGCAACACAAGCAUCCCCCGCCCCACCAGCUUAAGAAUGCUUUUGAGCGCUCCAUCUCACACUGUCCAUUACUACUGGAGAAAAUUCGAUAAUGCUUUCAUGCGACCUGUAUUUGGUGGCAGGGGUUUUACACCCUUUGUUCCCGGCUCACCCACUGAACGAACCGAGCAUCAAUGGCAAUGAAAAGUAGCUAUGAAGGGGAGUAUAUACGCCUGUACUAAGUUAUGAAGGUGUAGGUAGGGCAGCAACUGGCUUUGAGUGUGAAAUUUGUUGUUAACAUUCCAAGCUUCAGGGUUGGCUUGUUUCAUCAAUUUCGUCCAGCACGGAUAGCUGCCAUUCUUGUCUUUUUCUUCUGGUGGCUCUCAAAUUUGCAAGUCUAUACAUGAAUAUACCAUACCAUAAAGUGGGUAUGUAAGGUUUGCUAUUUUUUCAAAUUUGGCUUUUAUGGUAGGUUUUCUCUGUUGGUUGACCGAAUGAUUCCUCCUGGAUCUGUACCCUCGAAUUUUGAUCGAUUGAAUAAUAUGUUGUUGUGUAUUAUUACAGCGAAAAUAAAUUUCUCAUGAAAUG